AUGAGUGUCUUUAAGAAGCUCAGAGUAGGAGAGCCCAGCCCCACAACUGUCACCUUACAAUUGGAAGACAAGUCCCUAGUAUAUCCUGAAGGUAAAUUAGAAAAUGUUUUUGUCAAGGUAGAUAAAUUUAUUUUACCUGCUGACUUCAUAAUUUUAGAUUAUGAGGAGGAUAGGGAGGUGCCAAUAAUUUUGGGGAGAGCAUUUUUAGCCACUAGUGGGGCUGUGAUAGAUGUAAAAGAAGGGGAAUUAUCCAUGAAUGUUAAUGGGGAGCAAAUAAAGUUUAACAUUUUGAAAGCCAUGAAAUACCCAAAAGAGUUUGAAGAGUGCUCCAUGUUGGACAUUAUUGACUUGGCUGUUAAGGAAAAAUUAGCAGACAAGGAAAACAACAGCUCUAAAGAACAGUAG
Messenger RNA from Gastrolobium bilobum, 405 nucleotides. RefSeq lists its product as uncharacterized. The coding region runs from base 1 to 405 and encodes 134 amino acids. Lineage: Eukaryota; Viridiplantae; Streptophyta; Magnoliopsida; Fabales; Fabaceae. The record is from RefSeq and is a predicted model, not a curated record. The transcript has a single exon.